Molecule: messenger RNA, 907 nt
Organism: Drosophila serrata
Lineage: Eukaryota; Metazoa; Arthropoda; Insecta; Diptera; Drosophilidae
Gene: MED4
Product: mediator complex subunit 4
Biological process (GO): regulation of transcription by RNA polymerase II
Cellular component (GO): core mediator complex; mediator complex
Molecular function (GO): transcription coregulator activity
Source: RefSeq, a predicted model, not a curated record
GUGAAGAAUUUUGGUAAUAAAUGGAUUUCCCAUUACGGUCUCACUGCGUUUUAAUGAAAUAGUAAACAAAUCUUAAAAUUUGCGAAUUGCUGCAAAUAUGGCCUUUCACCUGAGCACAAAGGAGCGUCUGCUCCUGCUAAUCGACGACAUCGAGGUGAUAGCCAAGGAACUGAUCGAGCAGGCACACCAGAAGAUAUCAAGCACAGAGCUGGGAGACCUGCUGGACUUGCUGGUCGCCAAAGAUGAAGAGUUCCGGAAAAUGCUGGAACUGGCGGAAGAGCAGGCCAAAGUUGAGGAGGCAAUGGACAAGUUGCGUGCCAAGGUGGAGGUUCACGACCGGGAGAUACAGAAGCUGCAGAAGUCUCUGAAGGAUGCGGAGCUCAUCUUAUCCACAGCCAUAUUCCAGGCGCCAAAGCUGGCUAGCAUAAACCAGGCUAACAAGAGACCGGUGUCUUCAGAGGAGCUUAUCAAGUACGCUCAUCGGAUUAGUUCCGCCAAUGCGGUUAGUGCUCUUACCUGGUGCAUCGGAGACCUACGAAGACCGUAUCCUACUGACAUUGAGAUGAGAAACGGUCUCCUGGGCAAGACCGAUCAGAAUAUCAAUGGAGGACUUGUAACGCAUCAAAACAGUGAUCCCUCUGAGCAGCAACGAUCUCUCUCCGGCAGCGCGGGAAGCGGCAGUGGAAGUGGGGCAGGCGGUGAAGUGCCAAAUGCCUUCCAAAACCAAUUCAAUUGGAAUCUGGGCGAGUUGCACAUGACUAUGGGUGCUUCGGGUAACACUGUGGCCCUGGAAACGAGGACCCAGGACGAUGUGGAGGUGAUGUCCACCGACAGCUCCAGUUCCAGUUCCAGCGACUCGCAGUAGGAAGAUCGGGACAAUUAUAAUUAUUAUAAGCUAGGUAUUUAA